UAUUGUAUGUGUAUAUAUACAUACAUAUAACAAUGUAGUCAUAGUUUACAUGCGAAUUCUUACUCUGGGAUGGCGGGUCUCUCCACAGCUCUCCGACCACCACCAGCCUCCACCUCCCUAAACUAUCGUUUCAUUGGAUUAUACUCUUUCAUCCUCCUCUCUCUUGCAUUGCUUGCUUUUUUCCCCCGUCCACCCGACCAGAUAACCCAUUUUCCAUACACCACCCAAGACCCGCCAGUUAUUACAACCUUGCCGAGACCCUUCCCCUCCUCUCCCAAGCCGCCGUCCUUUCCUUACUACAGGGACUGGAAGUUCGACUUCGGGUCUGAUCUUAACCCCAAGAUAUGCAUCACUUCGACUACUUCUGCUGGCUUGGAUGAGAUUCUACCAUGGAUAUUCUAUCAUAAGGUUAUUGGAAUUACAAACUUUUUUCUCUUUGUGGAGGGGAAAGCUGUGUCGCCUGGAGCUUACAGUGUCCUGAAGUCUGUCCCGGGGGUAAGACUUAUUCCUAGAACAAAAGAUUUAGAGGUGCAACAGGCUAACAGCCGUAUCUGGAACGAAACUUGGCUAAAACCCUUCUUCUAUAAGCCGUGCAACUAUGAAUUAUUUGUAAAGCAAACUCUGAAUAUGGAAAGCGGCAUUGUCAUGGCAAGAGAAGCUGGCAUGGAUUGGAUAAUCCAUCUCGACACUGACGAGCUGAUGUAUCCAGCUGGGAGUCAGGGGUAUUCUGUUCCAAAACUUCUGUCGGAUGUGCCUGAAGAUGUUGACACGGUGGUCUUUCCUAAUUAUGAGAGUGCUGUCGAGAGAGACGAUAUAAAAGAACCAUUCAGUGAGGUGACAAUGUUUAAGAAGAAUAUCGACCAUCUUCCACAAGAGACUUAUUCCAGCUAUUACCACGAAGCAUCUCACAGUAAUCCAAACUAUUUUCUGACUUAUGGAAACGGAAAAUCAGCUGCUCGUAUCCAAGAUCAUCUACGUCCAAAUGGUGCACACAGAUGGCACAACUAUAUGAAGAUCCCAAGAGAGAUUGAAUUCGAAGAGGCUGUUGUUUUGCACUACACAUACACAAAAUUCUCAGACCUGACUGCAAGACGGAACCGUUGUGGCUGCAAACUGACGAGAGAAGAUAUUGAAAGAUGCUUCAUGCUAGACUUUGACAGAUAUGCUUUCAUGAUUGCUUCAACAGGAACAGAGGAACAAAUGCUCAAAUGGUAUCGUGAGCAUGUUGUCUGGACCGACAGGGGAGUGAACUUGAAACUUUUAAGCGAAGGAGUCUUUACCCGAAUUCAUACUCCAAUGGUAAUUAUCCAAAGUUUGAAGGAAUCAGGAGUUUUCAGCUCCGCCAUUGCAUCAGCACAAGAGAGUGCUAUAUCAGACGACAAGCUCCUAACAUCUUCUGGGACUGGGAGUGCUAAGAGAUCAGGGGGUGUUGAAAAUGAAAUAGUUUCGGAGUCUACAAUGAAUUAUACAAUCACCCCGCCCCUACUAUAGACAAUGCUGACUUUGAUUGAACAAUAUGAUCAUUCUUUGUGAA
This is a messenger RNA of Sesamum indicum (sesame), 1534 nucleotides long. Its product is annotated as glycosyltransferase-like KOBITO 1. The record is from RefSeq and is a predicted model, not a curated record. NCBI's taxonomy places the organism in Eukaryota, Viridiplantae, Streptophyta, Magnoliopsida, Lamiales, Pedaliaceae. Gene Ontology annotation, biological process: cellulose biosynthetic process; response to abscisic acid.